AUGAGGGGCGAGGAGGACAAGGGCUGUGGGGCAUGGGCGGUGGAGCAAGGAGACAGAGUGGUGGCGGUGGAGCAAGGCGACAGAGUGGUGGCGGUGGAGCAAGGCGACAGAGUGGUGGCGGUGGAAGAGCAAGGCGACAGAGUGGUGGCGGUGGAAGAGCAAGGCGACAGAGUGGUGGCGGUGGAAGAGCAAGGCGACAGAGUGGUGGCGGUGGAAGAGCAAGGCGACAGAGUGGUGGCGGUGGAAGCGCAAGGCGGUGAAGCAAUGGGGAGGUGGCGGGAGGGACGAGAGGCAGUGGAGUGGAGGGCGGUGUGGGAGGGAGGAGGGGAGGAGGAGGCGGAGGUGGGCACGCAGCAGACAGGCGAAGAGAGGAGCUUUCUUGAUGAGCUGGCAGGCAUUCUCAAGGACGGUGAGCUGGCAGGCAUUCUCAAGGACGGUGAGCUGGCAGGCAUUCUCAAGGACGGUGAGCUGGCAGGCAUUCUCAAGGACGGUGAGCUGGCAGGCAUUCUCAAGGACGGUGAGCUGGCAGGCAUUCUCAAGGACGGUGAGCUGGCAGGCAUUCUCAAGGACGGUGAGCUGGCAGGCAUUCUCAAGGACGGUGAGCUGGCAGGCAUUCUCAAGGACGAUGUGCCGUCCACGUCACAGCCGCCACCCACCAUCCACGCGACCACCCUUCCGCACCUGCUCUCUUCCGCCGUCCCACCAGGUGGGCAGAGCACCGAGCAAGCAGCACCAGCACGAGGGGGAGCAGCAGCAGGGGGCGGGCAGCAGGGCAAGGCGAGGGGGCGGCCGCGGCGCUACGUGGUGUCGGAGGCGGGCGAGCGCAUGGUGAGCGCAGCGCUGCGAGCCAGGCAGGCCGCGGGGGGGGGAGAGGCGGGCAGUGCGGUGGUGGCGCAAGAGGCGGCAGUGGGUAGCGAUGCGAGUGGGAAGGGGGAGGGGGGGGAGGGAGGCAGUGCUGGUAAGGAUGGUGAUGGUAGUGAAGAGCGUGGGGCAGCAGAGCCAGGCGUGGGAAGAGAAGGUGCCGGCACAGCAGGUGUGGGCACAGCAGGUGUGGGCACAGCAGGUGUGGGCACAGCAGGUGUGGGCACAGCAGGUGUGGGCACAGCAGGUGUGGGCACAGCAGGUGUGGGCACAAGAGGUGGCACGGCCUUGAGUGGUGGCAGUCGGCCCAAGCUGCAGGCGAAACGAGCAGGCAGGGGAGGUGUGGGGCGGGGCAGUGAGGUGGUGGGGGCACAUGGGAUGCCAGGGAGGGGCGCCGUGGAGCUGCCGCCAUUCCACCAUGACUCUGCGCUUGGCCGUCUGCCCGCUGCCUGUCCUCCUCCCGCUGCUCACGAGGGGCAUGUGUCGCUGCCUGCAUGGCAACAGCCGUGUGGCAUGGCAUGGCAGCAAGAAGGUGUUUUUGGUGCUGCAGAUGCCACGGCUGCUAUUCCUGCCACUCUCCCUCUCUCCACGCCACCUGCCCUCCAUGUUACACCCUCCUCUGCCCCGCAGCAGCCCCGCAUGUUGGAGGCCGCCCCUCCCAGGCAGCACCUGGCCGUGCCGUCGUCUGUGUCAGCGCGCCCCCUCAUUGCGCUGCACGGCCGCCCUGUGGGCCAUGCCAAGGGGCACAGCGGGGCAGGGCAGCCUGGGGGAGGGGAGGGGAAGAGGGGGGAUGGCAGGGGUGAGGCAUGCAAGGGCGGUGGGGAGGGAGAGGGUGGCGUGACAGCGAUGGCGGAAGGGGAGGGAGGCGGGGGUGGCGGGGUGCAGGGCGGAUUGGGCUGCUCUCCCCGCACCCACCUGCUGCACCUCGGCAUCGGCCGCGUCGUGCGCUGCGCUGUGAGCCUCUGCCCUGCCUACGCGCAUGUGAGCAUGCAUGGUGAGGGGCAUGCGCACGUGCAUGCUGAGGAGGGAGGGUAUUCCGGAGCAAGGCAGAGUGGCAACGGCAUGGAAGCAGGCGGUUGUGGUGAGACGGGGAGUGGCACUCACGCUGCCAUGGAGGUGUGGCACGAGCGUGAGGCAGAGGCAGAGCCCGCACAUGCCCCACACAGCUCUCACGGCCUCCACGCCCCCUGCAGUGCGCAUGCCAGCCACGGCGCUCUUGACGGUGCCACCAAUGCCACUGCCGACCUUGCGGGUGCUCUCGGCGUGUGCAGCAUGGAGCAGUGGAUGGCAGAGCUGCAGGGCGCACCGGGGCAUAGCGAGGGUCGUGGCGAGGGGCAUGCAGGAGAGCACCUCGCAGGAGGCCUGCAGCGUUUUCAGCGUGGUGCUGGUGGCAACGGUGGAAGCUCGCUGCACAGCCAGGCGGCACACCCACACUCUCACGGCCACCUGUCGCCGGGAUUGCAUGCCUGGGCCGAUUGCACAGGUGGCAGUGGCAGCGGCAGCGGCAGUGGCAGCGGCAGCGGCGAGUGGCAGCUGAUUGCGUCGCCUCCCUCCCCCCUGCACCUCAUCGGCCUUGACUCCUCCCUCCACUCCCCCUCGCUCCACCCCCCCUCAUACGUCGCCUCUCACACGUCCCCCUCCACCCCUCCCUCACUGCAUCUGCCCCCUCUGUCCCUCCCACCGCUCCUGCUGCCGCCCCUCCACCUGCCUGCACUUCCCUCAUCCGACCACGUGGGGUCGUCCCCCGCGCCCCACGACAGCCGCCUCUCCCACUCCAGCCGCCUCUCCCCCUCCAGCCCACCCACCCAGCACACAGGGGCAAGCAUGGGUGGGGCGCAGGGUGAACGGGAGGGUGGGGAAGGUGCAGGUGGGGUUGCACUGGGCAAUGGAGAUGGGAGGGGGGCGCUUGACCGUGCUCUCAAGGAUGGCGACCCGGGGUUGAGUGGAGGUCAGAACCAUCAUCUCGAGGUGAUUAGGUUCUCUCCAUUGCGUUGGUGA
Molecule: messenger RNA, 2859 nt
Organism: Closterium sp. Yama58-4
Lineage: Eukaryota; Viridiplantae; Streptophyta; Zygnematophyceae; Desmidiales; Closteriaceae
Source: the annotation of a GenBank genome assembly